Messenger RNA from Cyprinus carpio (common carp), 1093 nucleotides. RefSeq names its product parafibromin-like. Gene Ontology annotation, molecular function: RNA polymerase II complex binding. Gene Ontology annotation, biological process: positive regulation of transcription elongation by RNA polymerase II; transcription elongation by RNA polymerase II. Bases 287 to 763 code for a protein of 158 amino acids. Lineage: Eukaryota; Metazoa; Chordata; Actinopteri; Cypriniformes; Cyprinidae. The transcript has 5 exons. Gene Ontology annotation, cellular component: Cdc73/Paf1 complex. The record is from RefSeq and is a predicted model, not a curated record.
AAAAAAAUCUUUCUCUAGAAUGUAUACACACACACACUAAAUAUGUAUUUAGUUGACUAGAUCAUCUUGUGUCGAGUACAAGCUUUUUUGUGUGUGUGAGUGAAUUAUUUUUAAAAACCUACAUUUCAGUGUCUUAUUUUUAAAAUGCAUUUAUUAUGCAUUUCUCAUUGUGCAGGAUCACUGCAGUUAGCUGAGUUAUUUUUAACAAUAACAACACAAAAUUGCCUUUCCAGGUUCUAGAACUCCUAUUAUCAUCAUCCCUGCAGCUACAACGUCUUUAAUCACAAUGCUUAACGCCAAGGAUCUCUUACAGGACCUCAAGUUUGUCACAUCAGAGGACAAAAAGAAGCAGGGCAUUCAGAGGGACAACGAGGUUCUAAUGCAGAGACGUAAAGAUCAGGUUCAGCCAGGCGGAGCCACCAUCAGUGUCACAGUACCCUACAGAGUGAUUGACCAGCCGCUCAAACUCACCCCACAGGACUGGGAUCGUGUAGUGGCAGUCUUCGUCCAGGGUCCUGCCUGGCAGUUCAAGGGCUGGCCGUGGCUGCUGCCUGAUGGAUCCCCCGUGGAUAUAUUUGCCAAAAUCCGAGCUUUUCACCUGAAGUAUGAUGAGGCACGGAUGGACCCAAACGUGCAGAAGUGGGACGUGACUGUGCUGGAGCUGAGCCACCACAAAAGACAUUUGCACCUUCAUGUCCCCCUCUGCUUCUGGGAAACACUAGACAGAUACAUGGUCAAACACAAGUCCCAUCUGAGGUUCUGAGACCGCUGGCUGUCCACCGUCAAGAUCUUCCCUCCCUUCAGAGACAUUUCAAGAUGGACCGCUAGACCCCCGAUCCUCUCAGCCUCCCUGAAAGCACUUUGGAUUUCAGUAUGCUUCACCCUCUGCUGACACCAGUUUGAUUUGUAGCCUCUUCCUCCACCCGUAGAUGAACAGGUCAGGGCAGGUGAGAGGAAAUUUGGAUGUUUGGGUUGGUCCUUGUCAUGUUUUCUCAGUAGCUUUGUAUUUUUCAAUUGUAAAGCAGUUGGUAAUCAAGGCAGAUUCAAAAGGAGAUAUUUGAUUUUUUUUUAUUUUUUUUUUUAAACACAAUCU